GCUUCAUACUCAUCCCAUCUAAACUUGACUGACUGCUCAUCUGGACUCAGCGCAAUCCUGUUACAAUUCCUUGAUGAAACUGUGGUGAGUUAAUUGGGGAUGCAGUGCUGGAUACUCACUAUUCUCACUGAUUCAGAGUAAUCCUCCUGUGCUCUCGUUUGACCUUUUGAAGUUUAGCGGGUGUAACUCGGGAAGGAGGGGUGUUGCUGUGGAAACCAAGGUACUGUAUCUCAUAAAGUUAAUGAUUAAGAAAAAACUGGAGUAUAGCUGCCCAGUAUAUCUGGCAUCCAUGUUUUAUCAGAGGUGCCCUGGGAUGUGAGGAGAGGUGAACCCCAAACCCCUGUGAGUAAUUUUAGGUGUACACCUUUUUGGCCACUAGGGGGAGGUAUUGUUCUCUGGUGGUGAUCAAAGGUUUCUGAACAGAGGUGACUUUACCUGCCACUCACACAAUGUCAAUAGUUAGUGGCUUAAUCUCAAGUGCUUCCCAUGGCUUUCUGGCAUUAUAUCCUUUUUUUUUUCCCCCUCCUUGUCUCGCUAUCCUCCUUUUUCUUCUACUACUUCCUUACAGAGCAGUGGAGAGGAUUAACCUCAGCUCUUCCUUGCCUUUGGGGGGGGACAAAUGAGAAUAGAACUGAGCCCAGUGGUGUGUAUUUGUGGCUGAGACCUGGAUUUUGUUGUAUAGAGCCAGCAGCUCAUCGAGUGCAAUCGUAAAUAUAGCGAGCUCUGGCUUGGUUUGAAUUUCACGCUCGUUUUUCCCGUGCCAUUACAUUGUGCAGAAAAGCAUGCCUUGAAGGUCAUAUUGAAGAAAGAUGUCAGUCGGAAUAUUUGAUGAGCACAGCCAAAAUGGGAAAAAUCUGCAUGAUAUUUUGGCAUGCUGAACUAAGGUGGUGUUAGCCCAAACGUGCAUUUUCAUGUUUCAAGUCAUUAAAAAUUGCAACAAAUCUCACGUUUAAUGUUCACCUAUGUUUUUGAUGCUGCCUCAGAGACUUUAGUUUGCUUGCAGCAUCUUUCCAUUUCACUCUCUACUAAGACUAAUUUGAAGCAGAGACCUGUGUGCACAGAAACCUCUUUGGAAUAUACAGAAACACAAAGACAUUACAUACUUGGGUGGAAGGGUAACUCAAAGUAAGAUGAUCCAAAUGUAGAUACGUAAUGUUCUUAGCUCACAGAAUAUGGUGCUUUGAUCUAAUUUUAAACUUUCAUGCAGAACAUUUUUGUUCCAAGAUUGCUCUGAUUCACAAGUUACUCGACACCAAAGAAGGCCUUUAUUUUUUUAUUUUUUUUUUUUACUGCUCAACUCCUUUGCACUGUCUAAAGCACACAGAAAGUGCACUGCAUGUGCACUUUAAACAUAAGUGUACAAUUUGUGUAAUCAUACCCCACCUGCCCUCCCAUUUGUUUCCCAAAUACAGACCCUUGGGGUGUCCCUUGCUUGAUCCCGCCAGUGCCCAUGUGCAUGGGACUAAAUGAAACCAUGUGGCGUAGUAAUUCAACCACAUCUGGCAACAUUUAUUUACAUUAGUACUGCGGUCUCUAAUCAAGCACGCCCUGGCAAACAUAAAGGCCACACACAAAUGAAAACCUCAUGCUUAAUGAAUGGGGGCAGGGUGGACAAGUGGUUCAAGGAGCUGUUCUGUAUACAAUUUCUGACAUUUUCAAUCCCUAAAGCAGCCAUUUAAGUCAGGAAAACGCUGAAUUUGAAUGGCUGGUUUGUGAAUGAACCAUUUGAAAACACAUUGGAUUUUCGAAUCUUGGAGCUUACUCAUGUCUAUAAUUUAUUUCUCUUGAGUAGAGUUAAACUGCAGUGCAAUCACAAGCUUAACCAGCAAUAUAUUCUAGGAUUUAACACCACAUUAAGGAGGCAUGAACCCUUAUGCUGACUCUCUGACCAACACUCUUAGAUUUAGGUUCACCUAAGAGGCUGUAAUAUCAGAAUCAACUCAACACUGUUUAGUCUGUAUCACUUACAUGAGCUUUAGACUCGCAUUAAGAGUGUAACAAUUGAGGAAAAGUAUGAAACUGAGGUGAAGGAUGUCUUUGGUCUAUAGUGUUUCCUCUUAAGAAAGCCAUCAGGAGACUAUCCACCUGUUUACAUAUGCACGCCUCAGACAGAUGUUGAAUAAUUCAUACACAGAGGCGGACAACAUGCAGCUGUAUUUGGGUUAUGGGGGUGCAUGGGUUCUCUCCCUGCCUGAAUUUGAAGCCCAAAUUAUAGACAUUACUUUGCAGGCAGAGCAGGGCAGAGGAAAAACUAGGCCACUUUGCAUAAAGGGUCCAACCAAGAGGCACAAUGAGAUGUGAAGGAUGGAGCAGUAGAAAGCUUGGACUUAAUAUAACAGGGCCUUUUAGGUUUGGGAAGUUUGGAACAAGUAAUUUGGGUUUGAUUUGGGGGAAACUGUCUUUUGUAGGAACAUCAAAGUUGGUUAGAGGUCGCUCUUGAAAACCCUUUUACUCGCUCGUGAUUCUGCAAAUUGUAUUUCUUUCCUUUCAUUUUCUUAACGUGGUAAUGCCCUUCUAAAGAAUGCAAAUGAAAUUGUUGAAAACUGUUUUCUGCAAUCAAUUCUCAUCUUGUUGAGACUGGAUUGAUCCUCGCUGGAGCUCAUUUUGCACAACAUAGUCUUAUCAACACGUGUUCGAAAACGCAUGGAGCGCUUUGCGGGAACCACAAGUGUAGUUACUAUUUCGUCUUUCUUUGGGGGGAGACUAAGUACCUGCGAUGGAUAAGUUUUUCGCAGAGUAGUCUGCACAUUCUCGCAGGACAGAGGCAUCAGGGGUGGCAGGGCUCUGUCAAACAGCUAUCUGGAGGUUUAUGGCUCACAGGUUUUAGACUCGGUGCUGCCUCCGCUUGCCAUUUGGGCCUAAUGGACACUGAUGGAAAAUGACUCCACUGUUCCAGCGAUCCAUCAGACGCCCUCUUUCUCUUUCCAUUCAUCAGAGAGCGGCUUUCAAACAGUGAACUUCGUGGGCGAUUUACAUGCCCCGAUAAGAUGCAAACAAACAGUCUUUAGUCAAAUUGAUGAUUGUGGUGAAAAAUAACAAAGUCAACUUCAACUAUAAUUUACCAUUUCCCUAUUGGGGGGGGAGAUCUUAAUGUCAACUAUUUAUACAAAGAUUUCGAAUUCGUGUCACAAUAAAAAGUAAUUUAACUACCUAGAAUGAAGCGUUUAAGUGACUUCAGACUUUCCACUAUACAUCUCCGGCUGCAUAUGGCCAGGGCGCAGUGAGUCAGCCAGCCACGAGUCCCCAGAGGGAGCGCAGCACAGCACGGCUCCAGACCCCGCCCGCUCAGAAAGAAAAGCGAGCGGGAGAUGGAGAGAGGGGGUGGGGGUUACUUACACCGAGUCGGGGUACCUCUGAGUGAUGUUGCCGCUAUAGGUGGAGGUUGCACGGGAGCGUGUUGGGAUUAAAGCUGUAAUCAUCGACGGCUCCCUGCCUGCGCCGGUCAGCGUGACGCACGGAAAGACGCGCAGUAACUGGAGUUACGUUGGAUUGGAGCCAGUGGCAGCGGAGGGAUCACCAAGUUGACACGCCGUGAGAGCUUACGGUUGUUUAACAAGGAUGCUCCCGUCUUGCAAAUGUUAUUUUGUGACUAGUUUGAGCAAAAAAUAGUGAAAAGGAGCGCGCUUUUGUGUGCGGAAUGCAUUUUCUUGAACUGCAAUAAGAGAAAAGGUCAAGUGGACGCAGUUUUAGGCUGCAAAGAGAUUUGCUCCGUGGAACAAGCGGAACAAAGCGUGCGCCAGGCGCAGCAGAAAUCUGGGUAAACAAAUAUGACGGCCGGUUCUGGCGUUGUCUUAGGUCUGCUGAUGAGCUACGAUAUCACCGACAGAAUUGUAAACCUCGGAUGAAUUCUGGAGUCUGAUUACCAUUUUUCUGAAAAGGGAGAGAAAGAGAGCGAACGAGCGAGAGACAGGACCUAAUCCAGGUAGCGCAUCUCUCUCUCCGGCUGCGCGUAAUGGGAGAAAACUUUCGGACCUUGCAGAGGAGACGCACCAGCAGCAUCCUGCCGACGACGACGCUUUCGUAAAUACCAUGUGAAUUCUUCUGUUUUAUACGCAAUUGGCCAAGUUUGAGAGUGAAUUUCAAACAUUCAGUAUGACUUGAAACACCCCCGAGGUUAUCGGAACUUCAAGCAUCAAGCCAGUUAACCGCCGAACCGAUUUUAUCAAAAGACGCGCAGAAGGACAUUGAUGAUCUAGAAAGGAUUUCUGGAGCAGCAGCAGCGCAGUGAAAGCCUGAUAUCAGUUAGAAAUAAAAGACUCCCCCCUAGAUGUCUAUGAUGUUGUGCCAGCUCGGGCAGAAGUGUGUGAUGGAGGUGGUGUUGCUGGCCAUCCUGUCUUGGGUGUCCGUGUGGGCGGAGGAGAAGAUCAUAUUUGACAGACACGCUGUUUACUGGAAUAGCUCCAACCCCAAGUUCUGGCAUGGAGAGUACAGGGUGGCAGUGAACAUCAAUGACUAUCUAGACAUCUAUUGUCCAUACUACGAGGGGCCUCCAUCCCACGGACGCAUGGAGCGCUACAUCCUAUUCAUGGUCAACCAUGAGGGCUACACUUCCUGCCAGCACAGGAUGCGUGGCUUUAAGCGCUGGGAGUGCAACCGUCCCACCGGUCCCGAUGGGCCCCUGCGCUUCUCAGAGAAGUUCCAGCUCUUCACUCCUUUCUCCCUGGGCUUUGAGUUCAGGCCUGGACACGAGUACUACUAUAUCUCAUCUCCUCACCCAAACCAUGUGGGGCGGGCAUGUCUAAAGCUGAAAGUGUAUGUCAGACCUCCAGAUGGGUCGGGAUAUGAUUCUCCGGAGCCUUUCCUGACUGAUGGAAGUUCAAGCUGGAGGGCAGGGUGCAUGACCCUCUUAGCUGCUCUGGCCUCACUCUUCUUGGGACUCUUCUACUGGCUGUGACCCUUCUCUCCUUCUUCAUGGAGCUCCCGCCCAGGGAUAAUGGGCUGGGCUGGCUGUCCCUCUCAAUCCACCACCCCUCAGGGAAGCCCUCUGUCUCCGUUCCGCUCCCACCGCCACCUCAAUACAACCACCAACCACCCCCACUGCCAGCAUCCUUUAUGGCCCAGCCACGGACACCCUUCACAGGCCUGACUAAGAGGGCUGGGUCUUAAGCUGUCUGGGAAGUUGUCGUUUAUCUCUGGUCCCUGAAUUCCAGGUGGAAAAGCACCUCUCAGCUGAAAAACACAAGAGAAAUGCCUCUGCACUCAUAUCAGAGGGUCCUUUUGAUUUGACUAUUGACUCUUGGCCACUGAUGGGGUAGAUAUCGCCAUGGCUAUGAUUAAACUUGUCGUUCUGGGGCAAUUCCAAUCAUGCAAUCACGGCAGGAUGCAUUAAGCGAUAGGCCUGGAUGCACAAAAAUUGAAUUUUGCUCACAUUGCUAUCCCAUCCUCAAACCAAGAAUUGGAAGUGGCCAAGCUUGCAUUGUAAUUGGAAUUCUAUGCUAUCUGGACCAAUUCCAGCUGCAACAACAAUAAGAGCAAUUGCAUAGAGGAGAGGAGCACAGUGGCUCAGGCUGUGCAGAAAAGAAAGGGGGAAACAAUAUGAGCACAGAUUUACAUGAAUACGUCCAUAUGGGAAAUGUAAUAUUACACGUGUUGAUAUUUUCAGAUCCAGUGUAGAGUCACUGCAAUGUGAUACAAAACUCAUGCAGUUUUAGAAGAGACUCAGAUAACUCAUUUAAAUGACAAGUAUAACCAUAGCCUGUUUCAUUGGGAGGGUGUGGGGGUGUUCGGGGUAGGUUCGAUGAGAUGUAGAUCUUCAGGUGGGAUGUGUUCUGUCUUAUUCGUGUUUCUAAACAAAGCAUUUAUCACAGCCUGGCCAGCACAGGCGUCUUCAGCACUGUCUAAUGUUGAAUGGGUCGGGUGACUUUUGGAACCAUGAUUUUCUCAUGUAUGAAUGUACCACUGGUCACCCACCUCUUUGUCUUUCUGUAUUAUUAUGACUGUGGUCACUUACAGUACCUUCUCUCAGACUGGCAGGAUGAAAGAGUCGGGGAUUUGAAAAGAUGACAUGUGGGAGUUGGGGCGGGGGGUGAAGUAAGGAUGAACGGAGGACAGGUGAGAAAAGGAGGCGACACUUAAGUUGCAUGACCACUGUGAAACCUUCAGAUCAAUCUUGUUUCUAAUGAUGAUAUAUAUUUUUUCAUGGGGAAAAUCAGAAACACCCUGCUGCCGCUCCUUUGCUCUCCCUGAGACUUUUUCAGACAUCAAAAGGAAAAUUUAACCUCUCUCCUCACACGGUUUCUCCUGUCUGGCUUUCAGUCGUUGAUGGAUUAGCUUGGGCCCGGAGAUAAAUGGACCCACAGGGUGAAACUGACUGGAAAUCAGCCCUCAGAGCCCAGGCCAGAUCACAAUGGACGUAAACACUGACUGAAGCUGGUCCUGGGUCUGAGGGUUAAACCAAUAAGGGAAGCGCAUAGACUGUGGCAAAUGAGGCGAGAUGUGUGUGUGUGUGCGUGUGUAAGUGUGUGGUAGCAUCACUAAAUAACACAUAUGGGUGUAUACACACGCACGCACACACACGCACACAUAUUCACAUACACAUGUUUAGUCUUUGAUAACGAGACUGUUCCUCUGAGAUGGUGGGAGCAUUCAUGGUCAUGACUAUAAAGGGAACAGCACAAAGAGAGAGCGAAGAGAGGAGGGAGGGGGGGAGAGAAAGCAUGUGUGUAUGAUGGGACUGAGACCUCUUUAAUGUUGGGAAGUGAACAUAAUGAGUAAGCACUGUGAACACACACCUGCAUACACACGAUGACCCAUGUACAGAUAUACACACGUAAAGACAUGUAGAAGAGCGAAUGCAGAUCUAGACAUUUACAAAGACAUGGCAUGAACAUACACACAUGUACAAUCACACACCACACACACACACACACA
This is a messenger RNA of Haplochromis burtoni (Burton's mouthbrooder), 6870 nucleotides long. RefSeq names its product ephrin-A2a (gene efna2a). Gene Ontology annotation, molecular function: ephrin receptor binding. NCBI's taxonomy places the organism in Eukaryota, Metazoa, Chordata, Actinopteri, Cichliformes, Cichlidae. Gene Ontology annotation, cellular component: plasma membrane. Gene Ontology annotation, biological process: ephrin receptor signaling pathway; osteoclast differentiation; axon guidance. The record is from RefSeq and is a predicted model, not a curated record.